CUCGCACACGACCUGCGUCUCUCCCAAACAGCCCGUGAUCGUGGUGCGCUACGCCCAGCUAGGCACGCGAGCCGCAAAAGUGAGCUGCGUUCCUGGCUCGUUUGCGCCCGCGAACCCUCGAAGAAGCAAUUUGCGUUCGACCCCAACUUUCGGCACCCAGGCUUGCCCAACUGUGGCGUCUGGCUAUCAAGACGAGUCUUGUGCGUGCCCGGCUGCUGCCGUGUCACCGUUCGUAAAUUCAGGUAGGCCCGGGGGUGCAUGUCCUGCGUUUCAUCUCGACCGGGAGCUUGUGAAGCCUCGACCUCUGCCUUUCUUCUCGCUGCUGACGUCCGGACAACUCUUACCUCGAUGCCUGCCGUGCCUCGAGCUUAAGGCGUCUUUACCCGUCUGAGAUGCUGUGCGACCAACAAGCUAGGAGGUGACGCUUGCAUACCUCGCCAUGGCAAAUUCAAAGUACGAAUACGUACGCAACUUUGAGCAGCCCGACAACCUGCUGCCGAACACCUUUGUCGUGGUCCGCAUAGACGGCCGGGGCUUUACAAAACUUACGACCAAGUACAACUUCGUCAAGCCCAAUGACCGCCGCGCACUGGACUUGAUGAACGGUGCGGCUGAGGCCGUCAUGAAAGAUUUGCCGGACCUUGUUCUGGCUUACGGGCAGAGCGAUGAAUUUAGUUUCGUCUUUCACAAGGACUGCAUGCUCUUCGAACGACGCGCCAGUAAGCUCGUGACAACCAUUGUAUCGACAUUCACUGCGAACUACGUGCUUGGAUGGGCCAAGUACUUCCCAGACCACCCCCUGACGGCUCCCUUACCCUCAUUCGACGGACGGGCAGUAUGCUAUCCCAGCAACACUAAUUUAAGAGACUAUCUGAGCUGGCGGCAGGCUGACUGCCACAUAAAUAAUCUUUACAACACUACUUUCUGGGCUCUCGUCCAACAGGGCGGUCUCGAGAACCGCGUCGCGGAGAAGGAACUAUCGGGCACUGUUUCUGGCGAUAAGAACGAAAUCCUGUUCAAGAGGUUCGGCAUCAACUACAACAACGAGCCGGAUAUCUUCAAAAAGGGCAGCGUGCUCUACAGAGAUUUUUUCCCAACCUCGACGCAAUCGUCGCCGACUCCCGCGAAGUCUCCAAUAAUACAUCAUCCGACGCCGCAAUCGAUAGCAAGACCAAUGUCUCAACCAUUGGAACUGACACAUCACGACCUCUUCCGCUCUUCACCGGCGUCCGGAACGUCGACAGCAACUGCAUCGACGCCUCGCGGACCGACCUUCCUUUCCACGUCUACAACCCCGUCUCCGCCGCCUUCGCCACCCACAAUCCCGAUGCCCUUGUUCACAGAAGCUUUCAAAGAUCAGACCUCUGUUGGAUACCCGUCAACUUUCUCGCUCUCGACCUUCUCACCCCUUUCUCCGUCCGCCAACGCAUCGGCUCCACGCCAUGCUGCUUUGCAGCCCAUACCGCUCCCUCCACCAACUCUCAAACCAAGCACACGUCCACCUCUGUCUCUGAAUCCACCGAACUCGAUAACGCAUGCCAACACUUCACCGAUGCCUUCUCCAUACGUACCGUCAUCAGCAGCUUAUCCAUCACCUACAAUAUCCAACUCCAAGAAACCCGUAAAACCAAUCUCGCACUCCGCAAGCGCGUCGCUCUCGCUCCACCCCAAGCCACUAGCACCGUCAUACAGACCAACACCUAAACGUAGUCCCAGCUUAUCCGUCCUCGAAAGCGGACUUGCUCGCGGACCUCCACAGAUCCCGCAACGCUUCUCCUCCAUCCCUCCCGAACAGCCACCGCGCAAGCUCUCCCUCCCGACGCAAAAGUCCCACGCCCUCCUCCGUCAAGAAGCAUCCGACCUCGCCGUCGCCAACCCAGCGAACACGUCCUCCUACCGCGGCGCAGGUCGCCCCCGGACCCCACCCAGCCAACUAAUGACAAUGAAGGAGCUUCCCAGUCCGCCAACCGGCGAGUACGACAUCGGCGGUGUGCGCGGCGCAGUCAUGGGGUCGUCGCCACAGCCAUGGAGCCAGAGUCCGCCGCCACCCACGCGUGGCUCAGCGAUUUCAGCGGGCGGGUCCAGCGGACACGGCGAGAUGGAGAACCUGAUUGUGAAUCCGGUGAUCCCGCCGAGUCCGCCGGGCGCGUCGCUGCGGAGCCACUCGCGUGCGGGAAGCAGCUACUCGAAGAGCUAUUCGUUUCCUGCGCCGCCGUCUUCGGGACCACCGACCAGUAGUGGAGAGCAGUUCGCUUCAUUCGAUUGGGGGAACAAAGAGGAAGUGGAAGUGCCGCCUGAGGUGCCGGAGAAGUCGAAGGGGAGGCAGAUAAAGGGCAAAGGAGAGAAGGGGAAGAAAGUGCUGGGGAUUGAAGAUGAGGGGUGGAAGGAGGGGCUGGAUGGGCGGCCGAAGACGAUGAGUAAGACGCAGAAGGAGAAGGAGAGGAAGAAGAGGGGGAAGGCGAGGAUUGUGACGGAGCAUGUGGAUAUCAUUGGGGAUUCGUUUUGGGAAAGGAGACCGUGGAUUUUGAGUGGAAGGGUGGGGUGAGUGGGACAGUAAGAUAAGAGGCGAGUAGUGAGAGUUCGUGCGGUUCUGUUGAGGGUCUAUUUGGUUAUGCAUAGCGUAGGCACGGGUGUACAGUGUGAUGUCUUUCUCCACUUCGUUUUGGGAUGUAUUAUCUAGGAGUAUUGUGGACGAUUGACGAAUGCCA
Molecule: messenger RNA, 2708 nt
Organism: Paraphaeosphaeria sporulosa
Lineage: Eukaryota; Fungi; Ascomycota; Dothideomycetes; Pleosporales; Didymosphaeriaceae
Product: Thg1-domain-containing protein
Exons: 7
Coding region: 440-2545 (701 amino acids)
Biological process (GO): tRNA modification
Molecular function (GO): magnesium ion binding; tRNA guanylyltransferase activity
Source: RefSeq, a predicted model, not a curated record